Seminavis robusta is the source of this 894-nucleotide messenger RNA. The record is from the annotation of a GenBank genome assembly. NCBI's taxonomy places the organism in Eukaryota, Bacillariophyta, Bacillariophyceae, Naviculales, Naviculaceae.
AUGGCCGCUGUGCCGCUAGUAGCCGUCGAAAUCGAGGCUGAGGAGUCUGAUGAUGAAGAAUUGGAUGUGGCAUGGAAAAAUCAUCCGGCAAGGGCUGUGUUGAAAGCAGCAUUCAAAGAUGGUACCAUACCCUUGAAUUACAGGGGAAUGCAGAAUGCAGGUCUGAUAACAACCGAUGUUGCCGAGGCCUAUUUGCAACCAGCUGAAUGUAACCUGGAUCACUUCCUCUACACCAUGCACUUCUUGAAGGCAUAUCCCAGAGAGAAACAGCGGCAGAACAAAUGGCACAUUUGUGAUCAAAUUUUGAGAGAUACAGGGUGGCUGAUAGCAGGAAAGAUUGCUGCCAUGAAAAUAUUUAAAAUUGUUUGGCUAGAUACGGGAGAUGAUAUCUGGGUUGGUUCGGUUGACGGCACACAUAUCAAAUCAUGGGAACCCACACACGACAAAUAUCCCAAAGAUAGGACUGCAUUCUCUUUCAAGCAUCACUUCUCUGGUUUCAACUGUGAAAUUGCCCUUUCUUUGAAAGAGAGCAAAAUUAUUUGGAUUAAUGGCCCCUUCAAAGCAGGUACAAAUGAUAUCAAGAUGUUCACAUCUGAGGGAGGCCUAGCCGACAAACACCGCGAGACAGGACAGAGAGUAAUUGCUGACCAUGGCUACAAAGGUCAUGAUGAUGUUAUUAGUCGGCCCAAUUCGCUUGAUUCAGCCAAGGUUUCCAAAUUCAAGAACCGAGCACGAUCACGACAUGAGGCCGUGAACGGCUUGCUAAAGCACUUCAAAUGCACCGAUUCAAGCAGUUUUCGCCAUGGAAUUGAGAAGUUUAGCAUAUGCUUUGAAGCAUCGGCCGUCGUCACCCAAUAUCAAAUGGAAUUGGGUGAGCCAUUGUUUGAAAUCUAG